AUGCAAAUAACUGGAGCAGAAUAUUCAAAUCAGUUGGAAAGUGCUUCUGAUGAAACAUCUAUUGAAUUCAUCAGUGUUCACGAACCAUAUGAAACGUCUAUUGAAUUCAUCAGUGUUCAUGAGCCACAUGAAAUUUUUCAAUCCACUUUAACUGAAAAUAUUGAAACCGUUGAAAAUAUUCAUGAUAUUUCAUCAACUGAAAUUAUUGGAACUGUUGAAAAUAUUCAUGAUAUUUCAUCAACUGAAAUUAUUGAACCUGCUGAAAAUAUUGAAACCGUUGAAAAUAUUCAUGAUCUUUCAUCAACUGAAAUUAUUGAACCUGCUGAAAAUAUUCAUGAUAUUUCAUCAACUGAAAGUUUUGAAGGAAAAUGGGAGAAUGAUGAAGACGCGAAAGAAUGUCGUAGGUGCCAAAAGCCAUUUAAUGCAUUGCUUAGAAGAAGGCAUCAUUGCAGGCGAUGUGGUCAAUUAGUAUGUUAUGAGUGUUCUAAAGAACGUACGAUAUCACGUGAUCAAAUAGUUACCCAAUCCGGAAACGGAAAAACUGGAAAAUCUUCACAUCGCAUCUGUACUUCAUGCUAUGAUUUAAUGAAUGCAGAUCAUCCAGAACAUGUAAAACCCGGAGUUACUGAAUUAAAUAUAUUAUUGCUGGGAGAAACUGGAGUAGGAAAGUCUACUUUUAUAAACGCAUUUGCAAACUAUAUAAAGUUUAAAAACUUAGAUGAAGCAGUGCGUGGGAAGAUGGAUACACUAAUCCCAUCCAUGUUCACAAUAAUGGAUGCAUACUCUGAACAGAAAACUGUUGUCGUAGGCCAAACUGAUGAAAAUGAAUUAGUUACAAACAAAGGAAUGUCCUGUACUCAAGGCUGUAGAAGUUACAAAUUCAGAAUGGAUGAUAAUACAGAAGUAAGAUUUAUUGAUACCCCUGGAAUAGGAGAUACUAAAGGAUUAAGCUCUGAUGAAAAAAAUUUCGAGAAUAUUCUAAAAUAUAUCAACCAAUUUGAUCAUUUAAAUGGAAUCUGCAUUUUCCUUAAAUCAAACAGCACUCGAUUAACCAUAAUGUUUAGAUUCUGUAUACAAGAAUUAUUAUCACAUCUGCAUAAGGAUACUAGAAACAAUAUUGUUUUCUGUUUCACUAAUUGUAGAGGAACAUUUUAUGGUCCGGGAGAUACAUUACCUGCACUAAAUGAACAAUUAUUGAAAACUGAUGUUGGAAUCAAAACAGAUCAAAGUACAUUAUACUGUUUUGAUAAUGAAGCAUUUAAAUUUCUAGCUGCAUUUAAACAACGUAUAACAUUUGAAGAAACUAUUAAAAAAAUUUAUGCAGAAAGCUGGAAAGUAUCUGCUGAUGCGUCUGAUAGACUUAUUCAAUAUUUUAAAUCUUGUACCCCUCAUAAUAUAAAGGACACUAUAUCACUUAACAAUGCAAGACAAAUUGUGAUGGAUCUUUCAAAACCUCUUGCUGAAGUUUGUCAAAAUAUUCAAAUAAAUAUUGCUCUAGCCGAUGAAAAAAAGGAAGAGAUAAAACGGUGUGAUUCUGUCAUUGCAGAUCUUAAAGACAAAUUAUACAUCCCGCAAAUCGAUCUUAGACUAAUUCAGUUAAAUUAUCCAAGAACCGUGUGUACAAGUGCUUCUUGUGUUAAAGUUUUAACUGUCGGUGAAACAAAAAUGCAAAAAAUUGACUAUGUAACUCAUUGUCAUAAACGGUGUUAUUUACAAGGUGUUGAAUUUAAUGUUAUAAACAAUAAGGCCCUUUUAGGUUGCAGAGCUAUGAGAAGAACAAAUAAUUGUCAAGUAUGUGGUUGUUCUUGGAACAAUCAUAUGCAUAUUACUUAUGAAAAUGAGCAAGUGUCUGUAGAUAAAGUUGAUGAGAAUAUAAAACUUUUAAUCAACGAGAAGCAAUCCGACCAAAUUAUAAAGGAGGAGUAUAUAAUUGAUCUAGAAAAUAGGAUCAGUCAACUGAAAGAAGAGAAAAGGAUUAUAAAUAAUAUUAUGAUAACAUUUGCAUUAUUCCUAAGGCAAAAUGCGAUAGCUCCCUUUAAUGAUGCAUACAUCGACUAUUUGGAUCAUUUCAUAAAUGAAGAAAAAAUUAAAAAGGGUGCCAAUCCAACGACUUACAAUAAUGAUGUACUUAAUGAACUUGAAACUUCAAGGAGAGAAUAUGUUGAAAAAAUGGAAACCAUAAAAGAUGCGAUUGUAACUGACAAUUCAUCUCUAACUCCGAUUUCUCCGGAAGAAAUUAACAACUUGGAAAACCAGUUAUAUCAUCUUACUAUUUCUGGUCAAACUUUACAAAUGAUGAAAGAUGAAACAAAACGCGGUUACAUUAACGCAAUAAACUAUCAUGAAAUACUUCAUAAUAGUACUUCUAGAUUUUCUAUCAUGCAGAAAAUGUUUUCACCUAGUAAACUUUAUAAACGAUGA
Messenger RNA from Cetraspora pellucida, 2421 nucleotides. Lineage: Eukaryota; Fungi; Glomeromycota; Glomeromycetes; Diversisporales; Gigasporaceae. The record is from the annotation of a GenBank genome assembly.